This is a messenger RNA of Monopterus albus (swamp eel), 2595 nucleotides long. RefSeq names its product synaptotagmin-like 4 (gene sytl4). Gene Ontology annotation, cellular component: exocytic vesicle; plasma membrane. Gene Ontology annotation, molecular function: neurexin family protein binding; phospholipid binding; small GTPase binding. The transcript is spliced from 18 exons. NCBI's taxonomy places the organism in Eukaryota, Metazoa, Chordata, Actinopteri, Synbranchiformes, Synbranchidae. Bases 291 to 2324 code for a protein of 677 amino acids. Gene Ontology annotation, biological process: intracellular protein transport; exocytosis. The record is from RefSeq and is a predicted model, not a curated record.
UUUCCUUAUCUUCCGGUACUCGGGAGUCAACUUGCGCACAAAGUCAACAGUUUUGGAGACAAGAAGAAGAAGAAGGAGUAGUAGGACAGACAGGAACGGCGACUGUGGCAGCCGAUAAGCAGGCUUACUAAACCUGUUCAUAGGAAUAGCUACUUGGCUGUUGUCGCCCGUAGGGAAGUAAACCGCGUAGCGGGGCGCAGUCGACUCCCAACAACAGGCAGUCUUCUCAAAGCGACAGUGACUGGGCUGAGCCUGUUAAUCUGUGCUAAAGGCUUCUGGUUGAAGGUACAAUGCCUCAGGCUGCUGACAUGGUAAACCUGGACUUCCUGUCCAACUCUGAGAAGGAGCGGAUCCUGGAGGUGCUGCAACGGGACGAGGAGCUGAGACAUGCUGAUGAUCAGCGUGUGCGGAAGUUGAAGACAGAUUUGCAGGAGGUGAAGAGGAAAGGGGCCAAACGUGGCAGUGGAAAAUACAGUCAGCGUAUUUGUGGCCGAUGCCUGGAGCCUUUGAGUCCACUGAUUCUUUUCAACAGCAAGUGUGCGGUGUGCAGUCACGAUGUGUGCCGCAACUGCCGAACAAUCCUCGCCAAUGGAUCCUGGGUGUGCAACGUGUGUGACAAAGAGUCGGAUGUAAAGAAAAAGACUGGUGAGUGGUUCUAUGACCAAAACAUCAAUCGUUUCUCUGCAGCGCCUGGGCAUGACUUGGUGCGACUCUCCCUGAAAAGGCCAUUGAAGAAGAAUGAGACAACAGGACAAGUGUUGUUGAGAAAUUGUGAAAUAACCCCAGCUCCUUCGUCUCCUGUCCCCCAGCCCAGGCAGAAGAAUAAAAUACCCAACAAAAGUACAAAUUCAGAGUCUGCAGAAAAGACCAGUAUACAGAGCGGUAAAACUGACACCGCAUCUGGUCCUGUGACCCCUGACCCACCAAGGAGAAAGAACCGCUCAGAUAAGUCCAGCCCAGCAGGGUCCAGUGUUUCCAGUCUGUCUGUCGCAGUCAAAGCAGAUGGCGACAGCGACAAAUCAGAAGCAAAGACCACCCCAGGAGUAAAACCAGCCAGUUCGAACCCCGAUUUGGAUGUUGACAGACUCUUCAAGAAGAGCAUCAAACGAGCCCCAAAGCCUCAAGAAUGUGUAUCGACACUGGACCUGCGUGAUGGAUUUGACCAUUCAGAGACCUCAAUGGGCAACAGGAGCAAAUCUGUACCAGGCUUGGAUGUACAGGAAGCUGAAGAGGAGGAUGAAGAUAUUGACAGCUUAGUUAGCUUGCAUAAAAGGACAAUGGCUUCAAGCUCCUCCAGCCUGCAUAGCUCGAAGAGCGCGAUGGGCAGUCUAAUGAGUGUUUACAGUGAAGCAGGAGACUUUGAUAGUGUGGAUGUGUGUGGAGACGUCAUCUUCUCUCUGAGCUAUGAUGAACACACCCAGAGCCUCCAGGUCUUCAUCAAGGAGUGCCACGGGUUGGCCUAUGGCGACGCAUCACGACAGCUUUCCAACCCUUAUGUCAAAUGUUACCUACUCCCUGACAAAUCUCGCCAGAGCAAAAGGAAGACCAGCGUCAAGAGAAAUACCAUCAACCCAGUCUUUAAAGAAACAUUAAAGUACUCUAUCAGCCGCACACAGCUGUUCACCCGCUCCAUGCUGAUAUCAGUCUGGCAUCAUGGUCGCUUCAGCCGAAACGCCUUCUUAGGAGAGGUGGAGAUCUCUCUGGACUCCCGAGACCUGGACUCCCCGUAUGAGGACUGUAUGGUUCUCAUGGGGAAGGCAUCCUCUGCUGUGCCGUCUUCACCUUUUGCUCAGUAUAAAGGAGAGUUGGUGAUAUCCUUGAAGUAUGUCACACCUAAAAUGCCAGCUGAGAAAAUCAAAGGCAAAAAGGUAGCGACAGAGGAAGGAGAACUACAUGUCCUGAUUAAAGAGGCAAAUAAUCUGAUGGCAGUGAAAUUAGGAGGCACGUCAGAUAGCUUUGUAAAAGGGAACUUGUUCCCCACAAAGGAGAAGACCUCAAAGAGGAAGACUCCAGUAGUGAAGAAGAACCUGAACCCCCACUAUGACCACACAUUUGUGUACAAGGAGCUGGCUCUGGAGCAGCUGAAGGGGAUGUGUCUUGAGCUCACUGUGUGGGACAGAGAGGCCAUGUCGAGCAAUGAAUUCCUAGGAGGAGUUCGUCUCAGCUCUGGCAAAGGCACUGUUAAAAUGGGAAAGGAGGAAGUGGAAAUGGACUCAGUUGGAGAGGAGGUCAGUCUGUGGGAGAAGAUGAUGCAGUACCCUGAUUCGUGGGCAGAGGGCACUCUUCCACUGCGCUCCACUAUGGGGAAAGUAAAGGGCAAAUGAGGACUGCAGAAGAAAAGACACUGAAAUGAGAGAAGCUGUAGCAUCACCCCUAUCCCCCAGGUGUGAUGACCCAAAGUGUGCCAAAGCAUCAGGACACCUUCUUUUAAGAAGAUUGUCAUUUUGUUUUUGUUAAAGUUCAGAAUUUUUAUUAUUGAACUUCAAAAUCACACAGAGCACUUAAUACAAAAACGGUAUCAGCAUGUCAUCCUUGUCUUUAAUAAUUGUGUACAGAAUUAACAUUAGGAAAACUUCGUUAUAAACUGCUGUUAUA